AUGUCAGAGCCUGGAGUUAAGCUGGAUAGGGUCUCGAGUAAUCCAGUUGAGGGUAGCACAAAACCCGGUUCAAUUUCGUCUCAUGAGAAGCUAGAUAUUGAAAGAGAAAAAGAUUUACACAACUUUCCUCCUCACGAAAACGAUAUUGAACUUCCUAAGCAGCCGCUUUCUCAUUAUUUUUCGAUCUCAAUUCUGUGUUUGAUGAUUGCUUUUGGAGGCUUUAUUUUUGGCUGGGAUACGGGUACCAUAUCAGGCUUUGUUAACCUUUCCGACUUCGUACGUAGAUUUGGGUCUCGGAAUUCUAAAGGCGUCUACUACCUCUCGAAAGUUAGGAUGGGUCUGAUCAUAUCUAUCUUCAAUAUCGGCUGCGCUAUCGGGGGCAUCGUUCUUUCCAAAAUCGGCGAUGUCUACGGUCGUCGUAUCGGCUUAAUUUCCGUGACGAUUGUCUACGUGAUAGGGAUAAUAAUUCAAAUCUCCUCAACUGACAAGUGGUAUCAAUACUUCAUUGGAAGGAUUAUCUCAGGUCUCGGGGUUGGUGGAAUUGCCGUGCUUUCCCCCAUGUUACUUUCUGAGGUUUCCCCAAAGCAUAUCAGAGGCAUGCUUGUUAAUUUGUACCAGCUUCUAGGAACUAUGGGAAUUUUUUUAGGCUACUGUACGAACUACGGGACCAAAAAAUAUACUGAUUCUACUCAAUGGAGAGUUGGCCUCGGUUUAUGUUUUGCUUGGGCAAUGUUGAUGAUUUCGGGCAUGCUUUUUGUGCCCGAGUCUCCCAGGUAUCUAGUUGAAGCUGGUAAGUUAGAAGAAGCCAAACGCUCGCUUUCAAGGUCAAAUAAGGUUUUAAUUGACGACCCAGCGAUUGCAGCAGAGCUCGAUGCUAUCAGUGCAGGUGUUGAGUCUGAGCGCUUAGCAGGCGAUGCUACCUGGGGAGAGUUGCUCUCAACAAAAACGAAGGUUAUUCAGCGCGUAAUCAUGGGUAUCAUGAUCCAGUCCUUGCAGCAGCUCACCGGUGAUAACUAUUUUUUUUACUAUGGCACCACCAUUUUCAAGUCUAUUGGCUUGGAGGAUUCUUUUGAAACAUCUAUCAUCAUAGGGGCUGUUAAUUUCUUCUCUUCAUUUAUUGCAAUUUACACAAUUGAAAGGUUUGGUCGCCGUACUUGUCUGUUGUGGGGAGCUGCUAGCAUGUUCUGCUGCUUCAUUGUCUUUGCAUCGGUUGGCGUUACAAAGUUGUGGCCGGAAGGUCCAGAUCACCCUGGAAUAUCUUCUAAAGGCGCUGGAAAUUGCAUGAUUGUGUUCACGAUGUUUUUCAUCUUCAGCUUUGCUACCACUUGGGCUGGAUGCUGUUAUGUUAUUGUGUCGGAGACCUUCCCCCUGAGAGUUAAAUCUAAGGGAAUGGCGCUUUCUACAGCAGCUAAUUGGAUGUGGGGAUUUCUUAUCAGCUUCUUCACUCCGUUCAUCACUGGUGCCAUAAACUUCUAUUAUGGUUACGUCUUUAUGGGUUGCCUGAUAUUUGCAUAUUUUUAUGUGUUUUUCUUCGUUCCCGAAACCAAAGGAUUAACUCUGGAGGAGGUCGAUAUUAUGUGGCUGGAGUCUGUUCCUGCAUGGAAUUCUUCGUCUUGGGUACCACCAACUAGGAGAAGUGCGGACUAUGUAGUUGACACGUCUAGUAAAAAUUUCUUCUCGAAAUUCUUCUCCAAGAAUUAG
Lachancea thermotolerans CBS 6340 is the source of this 1701-nucleotide messenger RNA. Its product is annotated as sugar porter family MFS transporter. Gene Ontology annotation, cellular component: plasma membrane. The record is from RefSeq and is a predicted model, not a curated record. Gene Ontology annotation, biological process: transmembrane transport; carbohydrate transport. The transcript has a single exon. Gene Ontology annotation, molecular function: carbohydrate:proton symporter activity. Lineage: Eukaryota; Fungi; Ascomycota; Saccharomycetes; Saccharomycetales; Saccharomycetaceae. Bases 1 to 1701 code for a protein of 566 amino acids.